AUGAAGCAGAUCGUAAUCGAUGACGAUGUACCCUUUCUUCCCGAUGAAAUCAUCCUAAACAUUCUCAAACGACUUCCUGCAAAAUCCCUAGCCCGUUUUCAAUGUGUCUCCGAACAUUGGAAAAAUCUCAUCAAGAACCCAUCUUUCAUCGCUGACCACCUCCACCACUCCACUCAUCAAAACCCUUGUCUUCUCUUUCGGCCGCAGAAUAGCACAGGUCCUCUGAACUUACAUUUGCUCGAUUGCGAGAAGCAAGUCCAUCGGGUACCAAACCAUCCUUUGAUUGACUAUUUGAAGUGCGGUUGGUUCGUUGGUUCGAGCAAUGGCUUGCUCUGCAUUGGCAUCAGUAAGGAGGGGGUAUUUCAUCAUCCCCAUUUAUUGUGGAAUCCAGCUACUAGAGAAGUCAAACAGGUGCCUAAACCUAUUGAUGAUUUUGAGGGUCAUUAUUUACGUGUAGGAUUUGGGUUCAGUCCAAUUGUUAAUGAUUACAAGAUAGUAAGAAUUUAUGUUGAUGUGAUAUUUGAUGAUCUGGUUGAAAAAGUGGAAGUGUACUCAUUAAGGACAGGGUCAUGGGAGAAAGUAGAAUUGGGGAUCUUAGAUGGUGUAAGUAUUAGUUCUGCCAGUUUCACUGCUAAUGGAGCUAUGUUUUGGUUUGGGUUUAAGCUGGAGGAGGAGGAUGAAAACGGUAAUAUUGUUGCUGGAAAUGUGAUAAUCUCGUUCAACAUAGCAAUGGAUGUGUUUGCAUUGAUGCCAGUGCCUGCUUCAGCCCCUAGAUCGCAUCUCAAGAGGCUCACUAUGUACGAGAACAAACUUGCUAUGCUCUGUUGCACUAUGAUUGGAAAUUCUGAAUCUUCUUUGAUUGAUCUAUGGGUGAUGGAGGAGGGUACAAUUGCAGCCGGGGAGAAAUGGAUUUGGACUAAGAAAUAUACUAGUAGCCCAUAUCCAUGCGUCUUAUGCCCCAUGACUAUUUGGAGGAAUGAUAUUGUUUGCAGCAUUUCAACUAGACGUGAAAUGGAUGAUGAACCAAACACUGUUUUGUUCAAUCUUACUACUAAAGAAUUUACAGAGCUUGCUGUUGGCAGAAGUCGCUAUGGGCAUCAUAUUUUCAAUCAUGUAGAAAGCCUUAUGCCAGUUGGGGGAACGAAAUUAUUUACAAUCUUUGUGUAG
This is a messenger RNA of Neltuma alba, 1167 nucleotides long. Its product is annotated as F-box/kelch-repeat protein At3g06240-like. Bases 1 to 1167 code for a protein of 388 amino acids. The transcript has a single exon. Gene Ontology annotation, molecular function: protein binding. The record is from RefSeq and is a predicted model, not a curated record. NCBI's taxonomy places the organism in Eukaryota, Viridiplantae, Streptophyta, Magnoliopsida, Fabales, Fabaceae.